Leishmania mexicana MHOM/GT/2001/U1103 is the source of this 2019-nucleotide messenger RNA. Its product is annotated as intraflagellar transport protein component,putative. The transcript has a single exon. Lineage: Eukaryota; Euglenozoa; Kinetoplastea; Trypanosomatida; Trypanosomatidae. The coding region runs from base 1 to 2019 and encodes 672 amino acids. Gene Ontology annotation, cellular component: centriole; cilium; intraciliary transport particle B. The record is from RefSeq and is a predicted model, not a curated record. Gene Ontology annotation, biological process: cilium assembly; intraciliary transport.
AUGACGGAGGUAACUUCACCAUACCGUGGCAGGGCCAAGGAGAUGUGGCCGGCACCGGCUGCAGAUGUAGAGAGCGAAGCCGCCGCCGCUGCCGCAGCGCCGCCGCAGCAGACAAAAGUGUGCUUUAACGUUUGCCGCCAGGAGCAGUACCACCCAAACAAGGGGUACCGGCACCUUGCGCGGAAGCUGCGGCAGGGCGGCAUGGUAGAAGUAAACAAGGAGGACAUCACGCUGGACCGCCUGAGCGCCAGCGACAUCGUCCUCUUCCCUGCGCCGCAGACGCCCUUCUCGGAGGAGGACAUGGCAGUGAUUCGGCAGUACGUGGAAGGCGGCGGCUCUGCCAUGAUCCUCUUAGGUGACGGCCACGGGGGGCAGUACUCGUACCUCAGUAGGACCCUCGACGACUGGACAGGGAUCACCAUCAACGAGGAUUGCGUCGUGCGCACUGUUCUGCACCGCUACCUGCAUCCCAAGGAAGUGUGCGUGACCAACGGCAUCACGAACCGCGCUAUCAACAAGGCCGCUGGCAAGAAAGUGUUCGGCGCCGUGGGCGGGUCGCCGAGCAGCGGCUUCGGUGGCGGGACGGGCAGCAUAAGGGCGAAGGGCGCCACCUCCACCAUGGGCAUCGGCUCCACGCUCAUGACGCUCAACCGCACGGUCGGUCCUGGGCAGGCAGCAAACGCGGCGCUACUCGCGCAGAGCGCCGCCGCAGGAAGCGCUGCGGCCAUGGCUGUCGACGAGGCCGAACAGGAGGCCACCAGUCUGGUCUUUGUGUAUCCAUACGGCCUCACCUUCAACGUGCAGCGGCCCGCCAUCCCGCUCCUCAGCAGCGGUUUCAUGGCGUACCCGCUGAACCGCCCGAUCGCGGCGGCGUGGGAAUGCCCAAAGGUGGUGGAGCAUCUUGGGCGUCGCAAGCAGGGCAAACUGCUGAUGAUCGGGUCGGCGCAGCUCUUCGAUGACGCGUGGAUUGAGAAAGAGGAGAACAGCACACUCGCCUCCAUCCUCUUCGACUACCUUGACCACAAGCUGAAGCUGAACCAGAUCGAUGCUGACGAGCCGGAUAUUACGGACUACCACCACCUUCCUGAUACCGCUUCCCUCUCCGAGCGGUUGCGCGUGGCUGUAGAGCAGCACGAGGAGCUGCCGCGUGAUUUUACGCAGCUGUUCGAGCUAGAUUCGUUCAAGAUCGACACGGACAAAAUACCAGAUGUGGUGGACACCUACUCGAAGCUAUCUGUGAAGGUGGAGCCGCUGACACUGAUCCCGCCGGAGUUCCAGACGCCGCUGCCGCCGGUGAAGCCCGCCGUUUUUGAGCCGAUUCACCGCGACCCGCCCCCGCCAGGGCUGGACCUCUUCGAUCUCGACGAGGAGUUCGCGCCGGAGCGGGUCCGACUCAGCCAGCUCACGAACAAGUGCAAGGCGGAUGACGUAGAGUACUACAUCUUGCAGGCGGCGGAGGUGAUGGGAGUGACGAAGAAACUGCGCAGCCCACGCAACCGCGACCCGCGCGCGCUGCUCGACUACGUGUUCCGCCAGGUGGUGGACUACAAGAAGGUGAACAGUGGCCCUGUCGUGUCACAGGAGGUCGGAUAUGGCGAUGCCGCCUCCGGGGCGGCUGCGACAGACAACGCCGCUGCCGCCGCUGCCGCUCAGAACAUGAUGCGCGUGAUUCGCGUCAGCAACGACGGCACCGGCGACGCGACCCCGUUCGACGAGAACCCACUCUGGAACCUCUACCUAGAGGCGGACUUUGCAAAGGGCACCAUCGAGGGUAACCUGCAACUGCUGCGGGACUCGAGCCGCUUCAGCGCACAGGAGGCGCGUAUCGAGGGCGACAUCAAGCCGCCAGGCGAGCGUGAGUAUUCGAUGGAGUGGGGCGUCGUGCUAGACGCCGCUAAUGGCGAGCAGAUCAUCUACGUGUUCUUAGCAAUGAUCCAAGGCAACCAGCUGCGCGGCGUGUGUGAGCAGGGCGGCGGCGGCAACACCCGCAACUUCCUAUAUACGCUAGAAGAGCUGUAG